AUGCUGGAACAAGGCGAGCUUGAAACGGCCCAUUCCAAGGAGUCGGCCCACACCGUGCAUGGCUGGUUCCCAGGAGAGCAGUCGAUUGAGGCCUACGACGCAUUGCUCGAAGACGAGGAAGCAGAUGUAUCGGCAGACUAUUCAGACUUGUCGUACGAAGAAGAAAAACCUAUCGAGUACACGAGACGCAGUUACUUCCGGUGGCCCCAUGUGGAUGUACGACGCAUCUUCUGGGCCUCGGUGCCAUCGUUCCUGGCCCACGCAUUCGGGCAUGGGGACGAAGAUUCGAUAGUCCCUGAUUCCACCGCAACAUCGUAUCUGAACGGCCUCCGUGGCAUCGCGGCGAUUAUCGUUGUUAUCAUGCACAACACUGAUGAUUUCCCAUUCAUCCAUCGUGGCUGGGGCGAGACCGAGGUCGACCACUACAUCAUACAGCUUCCCUUCUUCCGACUGAUCCACUGUGGAAUCUUCAGCGUCUGCAUCUUCUUCGUCAUUAGCGGCUUUGCACUCACAUAUGGUCCAUUGAAGAAGGCUCACAGUGGACAAGUUGAAACCUCCGUUGGGACCCUUCCAUCAAGCGUUUUCCGCCGCCCGAUCCGACUAUUUCUCCCAGUUGUCCCCGUCAUUUUCGUGACCCUGGCCUUGAAAACAUUCGGACUGUACUAUAAUGUCUACAGCAGGGGUGUCGAGGGGCCUCCAGCCACUGGCAUUUGGGGACACCUCGCCAUGGCUUGGAAGACGCUGAUGAUCAUCGUCACCCAAAGUACUACCGGCUCCAUCCUUCCUCAGGCCUGGACACUCUCGGUCGAGUACAAAGGAUCGCUCCUCGUUUUCCUGUGCUGCUUGGCCCUGGGAAGGGUGUCUCCCCUGGUCCGGCUAUCCGUGGUGAUGACGCUUUUUGUCUGGUUCUGGACCCUCGGCGCAGACGGGAAUAUGUGGCAGCCCUGCCUGUUCCUCUGGGGCAUGAUCCUCGCCGACGUCCGGCACGUGCGGGACAAGCUACCGAACCUGACGGGCUCACUUGACAGAGCUGCUGCGGCUAGCUGGUGGCCGGUCUUUGUGUUCGCGAUCUUCUUGGGCGGGUACCCAAUCAACGGCAACACCUUCGCGGCCACGGGAUACUGGUGGCUCGCCUACAUCCCCGUAUUUGGCCAGGAUCCGGCACGCAGCUUCCCGAGUGUUGCUGCCAUGAUAUUGGUAACCGCCCUGGAAAACCUGCCCCUGUUGCAACGCGGCUUGAACGCGCGUUGGGUGUUGUAUCUGGGUGAGAUCAGCUACGGAGUGUACCUGGUCCACUGGGCUGCUGAGAGGUGCUUCCUCACCAUGGGUCUCAAGUACAAGAUGCUAAACGCCGGGUAUUCUAUUGGGGUCGCUUGGACUCUCACUUUCGUCUUGGGUUUGGUACUCUCCGUAUGGUUCGGAGACGUGCAUUGGAGAAUGGUGGACCAAAAGUCCGUUCGGUUCGCACGCUGGUUGACCAAGACGUUGGGGGUGUAG
This is a messenger RNA of Colletotrichum orchidophilum, 1497 nucleotides long. RefSeq names its product acyltransferase. The transcript is spliced from 2 exons. Gene Ontology annotation, cellular component: membrane. The record is from RefSeq and is a predicted model, not a curated record. NCBI's taxonomy places the organism in Eukaryota, Fungi, Ascomycota, Sordariomycetes, Glomerellales, Glomerellaceae. Bases 1 to 1497 code for a protein of 498 amino acids. Gene Ontology annotation, molecular function: acyltransferase activity, transferring groups other than amino-acyl groups. Gene Ontology annotation, biological process: polysaccharide biosynthetic process.